Messenger RNA from Saccostrea cuccullata (small rock oyster), 1239 nucleotides. RefSeq lists its product as uncharacterized. The transcript is spliced from 9 exons. Lineage: Eukaryota; Metazoa; Mollusca; Bivalvia; Ostreida; Ostreidae. The record is from RefSeq and is a predicted model, not a curated record. Bases 1 to 1239 code for a protein of 412 amino acids.
AUGGCCAGUGUGAACAUGGACUACAGCGGCCCAGAACAAGAUAACGAGAGUCAGGAGAGUUUACAUUUAGCGUUAGAAGAUACGGAAAUCGAGUCCCUAGACUGUAGUGAUAUUGAUAGCACGACAAUCACCCCAGUGAAGAAGAAAAAGCGCCACCGGAGCCCGGGCGCCCUUAGACGUGUACGUGUCCUAAGGCCCCUCUCCCAAACAAGUGAUGCUGCGUCGGAAUCUGACUCAAUUCUGAAUGCUAAAGAAAAGCUUGUACAGAGUUCAAGGAACAAAGAAUCUGAGCCUGAGCAGACUCCGUCAACUUCUGGCAAGAUGUCUAGCACCAGUGCUUUGAGAAGAUCGCCAAGAAAGAAAACAAGCAAGUCAUCCAGAGAAGCAUCACAAAGAAAUAUGGACAACAUAAAUAAAACUCCUAGAGGUCCUCAAGUACCUACUCAGCCUGAAAACUCCUCAGAAACAGUUACUCCAAAUCGUACCUUAAGUAAAGGUAUACAAGGACAAUUAAAAGAAAUGCAAGCAACUCAAAAAGAAAUCCUCUCAACAAUAAAGGUGGUAAGAAAUGAAGUACGGGAUCUGAAGAGGGAGUUCGAAAAAAGAAAGGAAGAAACAAAAGAGAUCAUCAGUGUACCAAACAGAAUAAGGAAUAAUGUAAAGGAAUUUUACGCUUGUGGAGAGGACAGGGAAUUAAAAUGGGAUUUCAAGAAAAGAUACAAUGAUGAAGCAAACAACGAAAUGACUGACUUCAUAAAGAAAAGUGUCAAAGGAGUUGCACCAGAUGUGUCGAAUGAAGUUUUAGAUACUGCUGUGAAGCGAUAUUUUACUUCUAAAAAGGAAGGGGCCACCAGAAAAGCAAAGAAUAAAGAUCUACUUCAUAGGCAGCGUCAGGCAUCUUAUGAAAGAAAAAAUGAGAAAUUAAGACGAAGAUUGGUUGCCACAGACAGAAAGAAGAAUUGGCCAGAAGAUAAGAGAGCAUCAGUGAAAAAAUUUUUAAGCCAUAAACAGUCAUACAAGUACAUGUCCAGUGAUGAAGAGGCAGCGGAUGGCUUUAUCUCACACCCAUAUUCUUGGGAAAGUGAGACAUGGAAACAUGUCAAGGACAGUUUGGAUAAAAAAUACUUGGAAACAUGUCCACCAAGGAGCAAAAGACUAGUACAAAAACGAACAGCAGGUUCCACCAAAGAACAAGAAGCACCAGAACACGACGAAGAAUUCAACUGGGUUUUCAAAUAA